CAUUAGAGACCUCCGGGUAUCAAGCCCCAUUGGUCCGGACAGGUGAUUUUGGACGAUCCAGCUACCUAAUCACUGAAGAACACCUGAGAUUCCUGCUUUCAUGUGGAUUUGGAACUAUGCAAAUUGCUGAAAUCCUGGAUGUAUCAGUCAGUACAGUUAAACGAAGAUUGAGGCGCUUCAACUUGCCCUACCUGAUGAGGUCUGCACGUCUUUCUAAUGCAGAACUUGAUGAAGUCAAGUCAAGCUGCAGUCGGUUGGAGAAAAUGAAGAGAUGGGAGCAAAUGCUGUUUUGGCCAGACUGGCUGCUAUGGCUGUUUGAGUGCAGAGGAGAAGAGUGAGAGAGAGUUUGAUUGGAGUGAAUCCAGAGCGUUGUCUCACCGACUGCACCGGAGAACCUACAGUGCUGCAGGACCCAACUCGCUGUGGCACAUAGAUGGGAACCACAAACUCAUCAGAUGGAGAAUAGUGAUCCAUGGCGGAAUCUGUGGCUUCAGCAGGCCGGUUGUGUUUUUGCAGGCUUCAGAUAAUAACAGAAGUUGCACAGUGUUUGACCAGUUUGUUCAAGCCACUGCUAGGUAUGGAGUCUCGAAUAAGGUGUGACCAUGGGGGAGAAAACAAUGCUGUCUGCUUGUUCAUGAACAUUUACCGUGGAUUAGAAAGAGGAAGUGCCAUCCGGGGCAGAAGUGUCCAUAACCAGCGGAUGGAGAGGCUUUGGGGAGAUCUCUGGAGAGGAUUAUACAACAGUUUCUUGCCAGUCUCUUUGCCAACUCUGGAUUCCCUAGCUUACCUCCCCUCUCAAGACUGCUGUGUGCAGUGUCCAGUGCACAGAGAGAACUUCGCAGUGGGAGAGCCAUUCAGACAGCUGCCCUGUAACCACUUCUUUCAUUCAGAAUGGAUAGUACCAUGGCUGGAACUGAGGAGGUGUGCAGUGGCUUUGGACCAGCAACGGACCCCUCGGCAACCGGUCCGGACCACAAGGACCGCGUGGACCACUAGUUCAUAUUUCUACAGACGAGACAGGAGGAUGCUGGGAGAAAAGAGAGGCGGGAAGCUGAACUACCUGGUGAGGUCUGAAAAUGAAUCUGUGUCUGAUAGAUGAUUCCAGCCGUCGUCGUACUUGAAACAAGUUAGCAUAGCAUCGCCCUGACUGAGCAGAACUCCAUUUAGAAAACAAGCGUUUUAAAAGAUGUUUGCUUGUCAUCUUGAAGACAGACCUGACAGAGCAGGAAUUCAUAUGUUCAACAAAUCAGCAUCAUUUUGAUCAGUUUAUUGAAAUGAAAUCACAGCAAAAUGUUUAUUUUGGCUUCAAACCGCUGCAGGAAACCAGAUUAUUGAAUUAGAUCUGAGUGCAUAAACAGCACUUUAAUAACAUAACAUCUUUGAGUCCAACAGAUUACUGUAAGCUUCUGAUUUCCUCUGGUAACAGUUCAUGACCUGUGUACUGGAACAUAAUGACUGCUAGUAUAUUGUGCUGGAGUCUACUGGUCCCUGGGUUGGUUUUACUAUGUUGUCUGUUUUGUGUUGACUUGUACUGACUACAGAUGAAAAACAGCCUUCUGGCUAAAUCUGGCAUAUUUACUGAAAUGUUUCAGCUUCAAUGAAAAAUCCAGCUUUAUCUUUGAGGAAUGAACAGAGAGACGAGAAAAACCAGAACCUGGAGGAAAGAGACUAAAGAAGUGGAGUUUCUGCUGAGUUCUGAGAUCAACGUCUGAAGGACUCGGUACGCUUCAAACAAACUAGAUCACGUGACGUCUGUUUAUACCUGCUCCAAAUGUCAACGCUGGAAGACAAAGAUCACAGAGUCCAGAUGUUUCAGAGGCCUGAACCAGGUCCACUGGAGGCCUCUGGGUUUAACUGCUGUGCUUUGAUCCAGUGUGUAGUGAGGAGGAAGAGGCGCUGAAUAAACAGGGACUACAAAAACACUACAGACCACAUUUGUGUUCAGGCUGAACAAACCUUUGUUCUUGUGAAAGUCUGACUGAAUCAAAUCUUAUUGUGUCUUCAUUCUCUGAGUCCAUUUUAACAGCUGGCUGCUUUCUGUUCUGUCACUAAAUGUGUUGCUUUCUGUUUAACUUGCAUCCUGCCAGGGUUGGUGCUGGAAUAAUCUGAGCUGGACACUUGAGACUUGGACUCGAGUCCUUUUCAAUGUUCUCAUUAAAGGAGUCGACACAAAGA
Messenger RNA from Micropterus salmoides (largemouth bass), 2175 nucleotides. RefSeq names its product E3 ubiquitin-protein ligase RNF126-like. The transcript is spliced from 6 exons. Lineage: Eukaryota; Metazoa; Chordata; Actinopteri; Centrarchiformes; Centrarchidae. The record is from RefSeq and is a predicted model, not a curated record. Bases 473 to 1099 code for a protein of 208 amino acids.